ACGUGACCCGGCAACAGGAGCAAUGUGGGGUUCACGUGAGUGACGGCUGCCUUAACCAAUCAGUGAAGUCUCCGCCCAGCCGGCGGCGGGUACUAGGUAGACAAGGCGGCGGGGAUGCGGUCUGUGUAAUGUGCCCCCGGUGGCGCUGACUGUGUUGGGAUGUCUCACACGGAGGACCGCCGCUAUGUGGAGCUGUGUCAAGACUCCGUCCGUCUGACUGCAGAAAGUGUGGGGUUUGAGGUCACUGAUGAAGUGGCCGCUGUGCUGGCUGAGGAUGUAUGCUACAGGCUCCGGGAAAUCACACAGUUCAGUGCACAGUGUCUCAGGCACUCUCGGAGGAGAAGACUUACAGUGGAGGACUUCAACCGAGCAUUGCGCUGGAGCAAUGUAGAGCCAAUAUAUGGACAUGGAUCCCCAGACCCGGUAUCGUUUCGCAGUGUUAGAGAUAGUGACUGUCAUUGUGCUGAGGAUCGUGAUAUAAAUCUGGUGGAACUGGCGUUAGCCACAAACAUUCCCAAAGGAACUGCAGAGACUGCUGUAAGAGUUCAUGUAUCUUAUCUGGACAGUAAAGGAAACCUGGAGCCACAAGGGACAGUUCCUGCUGGUGUAUCAAUGCUAACAGAUGACCUAUUGAAAUAUUAUCAGCGUGUGACGAGAGCUGUCCUAGGGGAUGAUUUGAAUCUUAUGAAGGUGGCACUUCAGGAUUUACAGACAAACUCAAAAAUAGCUGCAUUGUUACCAUAUUUUGUGUAUGUUGUGAGUGGGGUCAAGUCAGUGAGUCAUGAUCUGGAGCAGCUGAGUCGUCUGUUGCAGUUAGUCCGGUCUCUCCUGUCAAAUCCAUAUCUGUAUUUGGGAAGUUACGGCUGCAGUCUCAUGCAGAGUGUAUUGUACUGUGUAACUGAGCCGCUUGCUGCCUCCAUAAACCCACUAAAUGACCACUGGACGUUACGAGACUAUGGAGCGGGAUUACUGAGUUGCAUAUGGACACAUCGGGACUUGGAAGGUUCACUGUAUACACAGGUUUUGCAAUCUCUGCAAAAAGUUUUGGGAGACCCUGUCCGCCCUUUGUGCUCCCAUUAUGGUGCUGUGGUUGGUCUCCAUGCCCUAGGCUGGAAGGCAGUGGAACAGGUGUUGUACCCUUUACUACCAACUUACUGGUCUGGAUUGCAAACCGUGCUAGAUGAUCACUCCAUGUCCAAUGCACAGGUUAAGGCGGAUGGCCAUAAAGUCUAUGGAGCCAUUCUAGUUGCUGUGGAACGCCUUCUGAAAAUGAAAGCUAAAUACUGUGAGAAAGAUGCAGGCCCCUCUCCCCAUGAUUCAUACUCUACACUCCCUCCUGCUCCCACUGUCUCUCUGCUGGAGAUGUACAAUGAGUUGUAUUGCUUUUUUGGUGACAGCUUAGCUGUUCGCUUUGGGACUGGAGGAACUCCAUCACAACCAGGAACAAUUUCUAGAUGCCAACAAGAGCCAAAAAAGGAAAACUCAGUGGAUGGGGCAAGGAAAAUGCCACAGUUGACAGCUCAUGCAGAAGAAGAAGUGGCUAACCCUAGCAGACAACCUCAACGACCUCCUCAGAUUUCUCUAGCUUCAUCAUCACGCCCUCGAGGGGCUUCACGGCAGGGACAGAGGGGGCAGGGAGUAAGAGACGCAUUCCAAAGGAGUAGACUUGCACCACGUGGUUCUCCCCGCUUUACCUUCCUUAUAGGAGGUAGACAAGCGGGUCGUGGGGGCAAUGGUCGGAGGUUUCAGAGUGUCUUCCAGCUACACACUGGCCCUUCUGCGACUGCUAGCCGAUAUGCCCAAAAGUUGCCAAUGAUCGGAAGAAUGACAAAACCUGGACGCAGGGGAUCCCAGGCUGAACUUUCACUUUAUUUACCAUUGUGAUCAAGAUGAGACAGUGUGCUGCUGACCAACAGCGUGAGGAACGUGUGUUUAUGGUUGAAUCAUAUUGCAGUGCACUACAUUUGGAAUCUGCUUCCCUGACUGAUCAGCAUUGGCAGCUUAAAGUACUACCUGCUACGGACAACAAAUCAUUGUGUAUUUUGUACAUUGGAAUAAAUGCAAAAAUACAUAAUCUUAAAAGGAAUAUGCCACCAUAUCUAUACUGCCCUCCCUGCGGGCAGCAUUAACUAGUGAGUGACUUGCUGGUUUCAGCACUGUUGGUUAUAUGUUCCCAUGGUGUAUUUUUUGUGAAAGUUGCAGCACUCAAAUUGUGAUGUGAACCAGGAGAUGGCAGUAUUCAAGCUAAAGGCUGCCCUGCUGAUUGACAGCUUUCUCUCUAUUAAAGGAAAUUUGUCACCAGUUUUACGCUUUUCAUAAAUGAAGGGCAACAUAAGCUAGUGACAGAUCCCUCUUAGCUAAACGCUGGGUCACUUUCUUUAAUUGGCUUAGCCAUUUUGCUAAAAUCUCGUAUUGAACAGCUCCAGGGCAUGCCCUAUGCAUAUUAAAGGGAAUCUGUCAGCAGUUUUAUGCUGCUAGGUUCUAACAUCUCCAACACAUGCCAAGGAGUCCCCAUAUCCAUGAGCUCACGGCUCUCCCCGCCCACCUGCCUCUGAUUGACAGGUUUUUUCCCAUAUGCAUCAGCAGCAGGUAAGCUGGGAGAGCCUGGAGCUCAUGAAUAUGGGGACUCAUUUGGCAUGUGCUGGAGCAGUUUAGCACAAUAUUGUAGAAAAAUUAAUUAGUCCAGCAUUUUGCUAAGGGGAUUUGUCACUAGUUUAUGUUGCCCUUAGUUGGGACACCAUCAAACUGGUGACGGAUUCCAUUUAAAGGGAAUCUGUCAGCAGUUUUAUGCCGCUAGGAUCUAACGCCUCUAGCACAGGCUGAUGAGUCCCCAUAUUCAUAAGCUUCAUUUUUUUUCCCACCCCCUGCUGCUAAUUCAGUUGGAAAAAUACUGUCAGUGGCAGGGAGAGGAGAAAGCCAGAAGCUCAUGAAUGUCAGGACUCAUUGGCAUGUGCUAGAACCUUCCAGCGUUAAACUGCUGACAGCUUCCCUUUAUCCGUAUGUCUGUUCCACAGACUAUUCUUGUUUAUAACUACAGGACCAGACCUGGGCAAGGUUAAUUCUUGUGGACAAGAAUAGGCAUUGUUACAAUGGGUCCGCCAAAAAAAAAAAAUAGAUGCAACACAGAUGUCAUUCAUGUUAUUAUUUUUUUUUGCAGAUACGGAUUUUAUGGACUGCAAAAUACAUGGUCGUGUAAAUGCACCCUUAGGCCCCCUGCACACAAUCAGGAUUGUGUGCGGAUUCUGCGCGCGGAUUUGCGUGCGGAAAAUCCGCACCGUAAGUCAUGUACAUUGUAUUCUAUGAGAAUUUGAAAUUCUCAAUGCACACGAUGCAGAUUUUUUUCCACGCGGAUUUUGACCUGCGGUGCGGAUUUUAAAAUCCGCGACAUGUCAAUAAAUUUAUUGACAAUGUCAAUUAAUUAAUGCGGAUUGACCGCACAGUUUUGCCUGCGAACACCUGCGGAUUUCAGUGCGGAUUCUCCGCACAUGAAUCCUGAACGUGUGCAUGUACCCUUAAUGUACAUAGAGAGAAAACACUGGCUGCACAAAUAGUACGCCACAGACACACAUGACUAUCGCAGAGCUGAACGCAGCUAGUCUGUCACUACUUUAUACUACCAGCAGACAGGGCAACAUCCACCUGGUGACAAAUCCCCUUUAAUUUAAAGUUUAGAGCCAAAAUUUACAAAAUGAAAACUAGUCUGAUUUCCGUAUUUUGGGAUUUGUCCAAACCAACAAGUUUAUAAGAAAAAAUAAAUAGUUGGUUUAUCUGGCAUUGUAAAUGGUAUAUCAGUUAAUUAGUAAAGGGAACCUGUCAGCUCCACAAUGCACCAUAAACCGCAAGCGUUACCUUACAGAUGUUGACAUCAGGUUUCUGGUGGGUUUUUUUUUGAAGAU
Messenger RNA from Bufo gargarizans (Asiatic toad), 3896 nucleotides. RefSeq names its product TATA-box binding protein associated factor 6 like (gene TAF6L). Gene Ontology annotation, biological process: transcription initiation at RNA polymerase II promoter; RNA polymerase II preinitiation complex assembly. The record is from RefSeq and is a predicted model, not a curated record. The transcript has 11 exons. Gene Ontology annotation, molecular function: RNA polymerase II general transcription initiation factor activity; transcription coactivator activity; protein heterodimerization activity. The coding region runs from base 160 to 1884 and encodes 574 amino acids. Lineage: Eukaryota; Metazoa; Chordata; Amphibia; Anura; Bufonidae. Gene Ontology annotation, cellular component: transcription factor TFIID complex; SAGA complex; SLIK (SAGA-like) complex.